Fraxinus pennsylvanica is the source of this 4161-nucleotide messenger RNA. NCBI's taxonomy places the organism in Eukaryota, Viridiplantae, Streptophyta, Magnoliopsida, Lamiales, Oleaceae. The record is from the annotation of a GenBank genome assembly.
AUGGGGAGUCAACUGGAGAGGCAGAUGCAGAGGUCGGAAUUGGAGCGGCUGGUGGCGAUGACGGUGAAAACAUACCCGGUGGGGAAUGAGACGCCUCUGGAGUGGGCAAUGGAGUUGGCGAAACGCCUGGCGGGAAUGAGCGGGGGACUGCCCAGCACGGACUUAGCAGAAGUAGUAGUGGCCCAGCUCUGUUUUUCCAACAACAACCCUUCCAUGUGGAAAUUCCUCCAUCAGGCCGUCUCCUGCGGUCUUCUUUAUCCUUUCCACGUCCUUUCCCUCCUCACUUCCAGAAUUAUUCCAUAUCGAACGUCUCAACCAGAGGCUUAUAGACUCUACCUUGAACUUCUAAGCAUAUACACAUUUUCAUUUAUACCUCUUGGAACGGAUGCUUCUAAAAAGAAGAUAGCGAAGUCCGUAGAUGUUGCUCUUCAGCUUUCAGAGACAUAUAGCUUUCAAGUUUUUGAACUUGGCCAUGCAAUGGUUUUGUGCUUAUUUAGCAUUAUUGUUCACUUAAUUGAUAGCACAUUGGAUGAUUUGGGAUUGCAAAUGGGAUCAAAAGGUGGAGCAUGUGAAGUAACCAAAAGUGAAGAUACCCAGAGAAUGGACAUAGACUUUAGAGAGAAUCAGGUCCAUAAAACAAAUGAAUUUCAUGAACAGAUAAGACGAACAAAUGCUUUUAUGUGCCUGGAGGUUUUGACAAAGCUAACAGACAACAAAAGAGCUUUGGGUUUACUUCGACUUGUUCACUUGAAUUUACCUGAAAAGUUUAAUGGCCUUCUAAGAAAGAUGGAGUUUCUUGAAGCUCAUAGGUUGUCACCAAAUUUGAAGCCCUUAAGCCAACUUCUACCAAAGUUGUCUACAAAUAUCCGCAGAGCCUCAGUUCUGGAGUGUCAGCUGAGCAAGCACCAGCUCAUUGGAGCACUCUUGGAUAAUGGAUCCUGUAAAUUGGCUUCACCUUGUCAUUCUGUAGCUGGUCGGUUCAAUUGCUGGGUUGCUUUUGACAUAUGCAUGGAGGAUGCAAUGGAUGGCAAACAAUUCCCUGUAACUUCAGCUAUUGAUAUACUUCAGGAAACUAUCAUUACACUUCAAGUAUUUAAUAGGGCAAGCUGGCAAGAGACUUUCCUCGCACUUUGGCUUUCAGCUCUUCGGCUAGUUCAACGAGAUCGUGACCCCUUGGAAGGGCCCUUUCCUCAUCUUGAGGCUCGCCUUUGCGUUCUAUUGUCUAUUGUCCCUUUGGCAAUUGCUCGUGUUUUUGAGGAUAAUUUAACAUUUUAUAGUUCUUCUCUUCGAGAGGGUACGACACCCAAGCAUUUGAACCCUGAUUGUGAACGCGGUAAGAGUGGCAUUGUUCUUACUUCAAGAAGACAAGGGCUAAUUUCUUCUCUUCAAGCUCUAGGCCAGUAUCAUACCCUCCUGUGCUCCCCUGCAUCAGUUGUUGAUGCAUCAAAUAAUGCAGCUGCUAAGGCUGCGCGUUUCAUCCGAAGGGCUAAAAAUGUGAAAGAUGGGAUUGAUGUAGGUGAUUACAGUGAAGUUUUUGUCAAAGAAGGGGGUGACUUGAGGCAUCUUAUAGUGGAAGCUUGCAUUGCGAGAAACUUAAUUGACACCUUGGUAUAUUUUUGGCCUGGUUAUGCUCCUGCAUCAAUCUCUGAGUCACAUUCAUCACCUUGUCAAAGAUCUCCUUGGUCAUCAUUUAUGGACGGAGCUCCAUUGACAGAUAACCUAGUGAAUUUGCUCAUCAGAAAUCCAGCAUCAAGUUUAGCAGAGAUUGAGAAGUUAUAUCAUAUUGCAUUGUUUGGGAAGGAGGAUGAGAAGUUAGCGGCAGCAAAGAUUCUAUGUGGUUCAUCUCUCAGCCAUGGAUGGAAUAUCCAGGAACAUGUCAUUCACUUCGUCCUCAAGCUUCUUUGUCCUCCUGUACCUCCAAAUUUUACUGAAUCCCGGAGUCAUCUUGUGGAAUAUAUGCCAAUGCUUAGUGCUGUCCUUCACAGUGCUACCACAAUUGAUAUAGCUCACAUUAUUUCCUUGCAUGGCAUGGUCCCUGAAGUUGCAGCGGCUUUAAUGCCACUCUGUGAGGUGUUUGGAUCUCUUGUACCAACAUCAAGUCUCAAGAUGAGCACAUAUAAUGAGUCGUCAACAUACAUGGUAUUUUCUUUGGCAUUUCUCUUUUUGAUGCGCUUGUGGAAAUUUUAUAGACCUCCGGUUGAGCACUGUAUCACUGGGCGUGGAGGGGCAAUUGGAAGUGAACUCACGCUGGAGUAUCUUUUGAUAUUACGAAAUAGUCGCAUCCAAUUUUCCAAUGGUGAUUCUCAAGGUGAAAGAAUCGGCAAUGCAAACUUGCUCAGAUCUAUAUCAGAUGGACCUAUAUAUAUAGAUUCUUAUCCAAAAUUACAGGCUUGGUACAGUCAAAAUAGGUCCUGUAUAGCCUCAACACUUUCUGGUCUGCGCAGUGGAAAUCCUAUUCAUCAAGUUGCUAAUAAGAUUCUAAAUAUGAUCUAUGGUAGACUGACAAGAAGUGGGACUUCAUCUGAUAAUUCUUCAACACCAUCAUGCAUCACAAGAGGUCCCUCUGUAAACAGUGCAGAAGAUGCUGGCCAAAUACCCUUUCUCCCAGCAUGGGUUAUCUUGGAAGCCGUUCCUUUUGUUCUUGAGGAAAUCUUAACAGCUUGUGCUUACGGAAGACUUUCAUCAAGGGACUUGACAACGGGCCUGAGGGACCUAGUGGACUUCCUGCCUGCUUCACUUGCCACAAUAAUCACGUACUUCUCCGCAGAAGUGACACGUGGCUUAUGGAAACCGGUACCAAUGAAUGGAACAGACUGGCCUAGUCCUGCAGCUAAUCUUAUGUCAGUUGAGUCUGAAAUGAAAGAAAUACUUUCUGCCGCUGGUGUUAAUGUUCCAACUACUACAUCUGGGGUUUUACCAGCUAUGCUUCCACUGCCCAUGGCAGCUCUAGUCAGCUUAACCAUUACUUUCAAACUUGACAAGAGCUUGGAGUACAUCCAUGCUGUUGCUGGACCUGCUUUGGAGAACUGUGCUGCGAGCUGUGCAUGGCCUAGCAUGCCUAUAAUUGGUUCUUUGUGGGCCCAAAAAGUCCAUCGCUGGCAUGAUUUUAUCGUUGUAUCUUGUUCCCGCUCUAUUUUCAGGCAGAAUGGGGAAGCUGUUUCUCAGCUUUUGCGGAGUUGCUUUACGUCAUUUCUUGGAUCAUUCCAUCCUUCGACCUCGUUAUUGUCAACUGGAAAAAGUGUAAAUAGUCUCUUGGGUAACUUCAUCUCAGCCCGUGGCCUUCAACCCCCUGUAGCACCUGGGUUUCUGUAUCUUCGGUCUUGUCGCACAAUACGCCACAUCCAACAUGUGAAUAAUGUGAUUGUAGCUCUUGUAGUUGAGUUUUCACGCAACUCAGCAAUGCAAUGGGCAAGAACAGGCUCUCCACGUUUGAAAUCUGGUCAACCAUCUUUAGCUGUCGCUGCUUCCCAAGCAAAGGAGGUGGCCACACUUGGUGCAAGUCUCUUAUGCAUAGCGGGUGGGCUCCGCCUAGUCCAAGAGUUAUACCAAGAAACUGUGCCUACUUGGUUGCUCUCUGCAGGAAAAGGAAAAUGGGGUGAGGCGAGUGCAGUAUGCCAGAUAUUGGAAGGAUAUGCAAUGGCGUAUUUGUUAGUUUUGUCUGGGGCUUUUGUAUGGGGUGUUGGUGCCAAAAAACCUUCACGGGGACUUUCCAGAAGAUCUAGAACUCUUGGUACCCACAUGGACUUUAUAGCGGGUGUGCUAAAUGGUGACUUAUUGCUUGAAUGUGAUCCGAUCACCUGGAAAGCUUAUGUCUCUUGUUUGGUGGGUUUAACUGUGAGUUUUGCGCCUAUAUGGAUUCAGGAAGUGAAGCAGGAGACCUUACGGAUAUUGGCUAAUGGAUUAAGAGGAUGGCAUGAGACUGAACUUGCUCUAACUCUCCUUGAAAGAGCAAGGAACUGUGUCAUUUUCAGGAUAGCCAUAACUAAAGCAAGAUCAUUGGCCAAAGGUUGCAUUCUUCGCAGUCACGUCCAUUUGCUCAUCCUCGACUACUGGAGACACGACCUGAGUUGUCAUGGCUCUCAAUCUUCCAACAAAUCGUGGCAAAAUGUUUCAUCAAAUAAAUAUCUCAAGUUAGAAUCUCAUUGGACUCUGAUGGAGUAA